AUGAGCAAGGGCACAGAUAAUGGAGCAACAGUCAUCCAGCGAAGGAGGGAUGGUUCAGUGAAUUUCGAUCAAACCUGGGAGAAGUAUGAAAGUGGGUUUGGAGAUUUUAAAGGGGAGUUUUGGCUGGGUCUCAGGAAGAUCCGCUCUUUAGCCGCUCAGGGAAACUCUGUCCUUCACAUCCAGCUAGAAGACUGGAAACAGGGCAGGCGCUUCAUCGAAUACAGAUUUCACCUUAAUGGUCCUGAGAGCAACUACACCAUUCACCUCACGCAUCUGUCUGGAGAUUUGCCGGACCCCAUGAGCAACCACACAGGCAUGAUGUUCUCCACCAAGGACAGAGACAACGAUAAGCACCAGGACUCCAACUGUGCACACAGCUACACAGGUGGAUGGUGGUUCAACGCCUGCGGAGACACCAACCUGAAUGGGAGAUAUUUCCACAUGAGACCUAAAGGGCGCUCUGAGCGUAGGAGAGGGAUUCAAUGGAGGCUUGGCCAAAAGGCCUCUUAUUGCCUGAAGCUCACACAGAUGUCUGUACACCCUGUUGCUUCCCCCAGCACCAACUCCUCCACUUCUGCCUCCUCAGAGACAGGUGUCUUUCUGUGAUCCAGCAUUCUCCAUAGAAAAUGCUGCAUUUAUAAGUGGCCUCUAAAUGAGAGCCUUGUACAGUUCCCACGUGAGCUCACCACACUGCAAAUUAAGAAAAUACAUGCAGACAGCCACAACACAAGCAAAUUUAUAAAACAUCUUUAUAAUAUAUGCGCAGCAUUUUCAAAACAGUGCUGCAAGAUGCUCACAGCACAAUGGACACUUUUUGCAGGGGACGCUAAAAAGUGAUGCACACAGCUGGGACACAUUUGUCAUUGCAAUGGUUUGUGUUUUUGAAGCUAUUAAAAUUGGCUAUCGUCACUGUGAUCAUAUGGUCCAGAUAUUAUAAUGAGGCUAGUUAUUGGCAGAUAUCUGCAAUAAUAUCUGAGUCAUGCCAUUACAAUAUUGAAAGAAGCCAAAAAACGUAGAUUCUACUGAUGGAUGGCUGACUAAAAUAAGUUCAUAGUCCAGCAAUUGCAACAAUUGCUGCGUUUCCCACUGUGUGCCAUGAAAAAAAGGUUUUUGUUGACUUGUGCACUUCUUGCCGUGAGAUUUCUAAAUGCUGCGCAUGUGUUGUCAAGUUGGUAUAAAUGUUUCUUUAUUUGAUUUUUUUUUUAUUUGCAUGUGUUUUCUUAAUUUUCAGUGUAUUGAGCUCUGAGGGCGACUGCAGCCCUGGCAACGCCUCACGUGAGUAGCCAUGGUUUAAGGGGGCUUGUGCGGAGAGGAAGAUGUUUCCUCAGAGUGUCAAGUUCCAGUAGAUGAAGUCAAAGAGCACGCAAAAUAAGUUCCUAGUGCUGUUGUGUGCUAAACUGAGAAAGCCAAAAGAUUGUGAGCCAGGACAGCCAAUAAAGUAAUACAACACUUGUAGUGUAAAAUCUAAAAUAUACUGAAAUGCUGUUAGCAUUCAUUACAUCUUCACUCACUGUAUGUCAGAGGUCAAAGGUUAUGGACAAGAAAUUAAAUCAUACAGCCACUUGUGAGCAGGUUAUAUGUUGGGUCACAUUGACUCUCAGUAUACAGCAGUGGUUCGCAACAUAGGAGGCAGGGCCCCUUGAAGGGGUCACGAGAUGCAUCAAAGGGCCGAAAUUCAUAGAAAGAGAAACCCCUGCAACACGUGUGCUGCAGCAUGCCAGCAACAGAGCGAAUUGCUAAACACUGUUUCAACACAGCUGGUUUAUUUAUUUUUCCCUACAUGCGGCACCACGGCCCUCCAACAAGUCUAAAACUACAUAGAACUGUGUAAAAAUGAGUGCAAUCUGUUAAAUAAUCAUUAUCAAUGAAUAUGUAAUUGUUUUAGGUAUCAGUGCGACUCAGCAGAGCAGAGCAGCAGAGCACUCAGCAGCAAGUGGUUGUUUUUCAUUUCACAAUAAAAUAAACUCUCAAGUCAGUGCAUCCUGUUGUUAAAACAAUCAAUUUAACUAAUUCAGUAGCGGUUCUUACAGCAUAUGCUUCCAAAUCCUGCAUUAAAAAACAGCAUUACGUGGCAAAACUCAAUACACAGUAAAGCUGGCAGAAACCACAUGCUACAAAGAUGAUUGUGUAGCAGGUAAAAGAAAAACAACCUCGUGUUGUUGUUGGUGGGUUGUUUUCAAGCUCCAUGUAUUGCGAUUGUUAAGAGUCGAAGAGAAUAACAGGAUACAAAAAUCUAUAAAACAUAGUUAUGCUGCAAACAGAACUUUGCUAAAUUUUCUUUAAGUGGUUCAUUUUCUUGUAAAAGACUUUUCAGAUUUACCUUCUCUUUCAUCUAAUUAUCAUUCAAAUGUUACAAGGGGGGCAUCUAACAGUUAUUUGAAACUCAAUGAAUUGAAGAUUGUAAAAAAAAAAAAUUAAAAAAAUACCAUCAGUUUCCCAGAACCAAUGUGAAGUCUUCAAAUGUUUUUCUACGUCAGCCCUACAGUCCAAAUCCCCCCAGAAUCAGUUUACUCUCAUAGAAGACUACGAAAGCCUGCAGUCAUUCACCUUUGACAGGCAGGAGGUGGUGUAUUGUUGGCAUUAUUGGUUAAGAAAAUGAUUUAAAUAAAUAAUCCAUCAACAUAAUGCUGCUGAUUAGUCAAUCGACUAAUUGUGUCUAUUCGCUUCAAUGUCAUCUGUGAUGUGUGACACGACAUCCGAAGGCAUUGUUGUCGGGGUCAUAAGGCUAAAAAAUGUUUUGAACCACUGUCAUAUAAUACAAUCAUCUUUACUUUACAUACAUACAUAUUUUUGAUGCAUUUGCUGUAUUUUAAUCAUUUUAACAGAUAAAUGUAUGAUAGUGACUUCAUACAAUGCUGGUAUUCAUUCAGGUGUGGUUAUCUGCAACUGUAUAUAAAUAACUUAUUUCUUGAUGAAUCCAAAACUGACCAAGCAAAACUUCUUCAAUGUCCUGUUAGUCACUCUGGGCUGUAGAUUGAUUGUUGUCCUGACACUGAUCCGGCACACAGUGCUCUUUCUGUGUCAACAGAGAUUUGGCCCAGAG
Molecule: messenger RNA, 3043 nt
Organism: Plectropomus leopardus (leopard coralgrouper)
Lineage: Eukaryota; Metazoa; Chordata; Actinopteri; Perciformes; Serranidae
Source: RefSeq, a predicted model, not a curated record